Molecule: messenger RNA, 1589 nt
Organism: Clupea harengus (Atlantic herring)
Lineage: Eukaryota; Metazoa; Chordata; Actinopteri; Clupeiformes; Clupeidae
Gene: cxcr4a
Product: C-X-C motif chemokine receptor 4a
Biological process (GO): calcium-mediated signaling; immune response; positive regulation of cytosolic calcium ion concentration
Cellular component (GO): membrane; external side of plasma membrane
Molecular function (GO): C-C chemokine receptor activity; C-C chemokine binding
Source: RefSeq, a predicted model, not a curated record
ACACAGCACAGCCUGUGUGUCAGUUGCAAGGUGAAAGGGACUACUAUCUGAAAUCUCACCAUGUCUUAUUACGAGCAUAUUGUAUUAUCAGACGAAUUUCUUGAAGAUAACAGCUCCGAGUCUGGAUCUGGGGACUUUGGACUGGAAUAUAUGGAAGCCUGUGACCGAGCUGUCAGCCAUGAAUUCAGUCGGAUCUUCCUUCCCACCGUGUACGCAAUCAUUUUUGUGCUCGGGGUCAUCGGUAACGGUCUUGUGGUGAUAGUGAUGGGCUAUCAGAGGAAGUCCAGAACUAUGACUGACAAAUACCGCCUUCAUUUGUCUGUAGCUGACUUGCUCUUCGUACUGUCACUGCCCUUCUGGGCCGUGGAUGCAGUCAGCGACUGGUACUUCGGUGGCUUCAUGUGUGUAGCUGUGCACAUGAUCUACUCUGUGAACCUGUACAGCAGCGUGCUCAUUCUCGCUUUCAUCAGCCUGGACCGCUACCUCGCCGUGGUGAGGGCCACAAACAGCCAGGGGCCAAGAAAGCUACUGGCGGAGCGCGUCAUCUAUGUAGGCGUGUGGCUCCCGGCCAUACUACUCACCGUGCCGGACCUGGUGUUCGCCAAGGCGGAGGACAUCACCGUCAGGACUGUUUGCGAGCGGGUCUACCCUGAUCCGACGAAAGUCUGGCGCGCAGUGUUCCAGUUCCAGCACAUUGUGGUGGGAUUCGUUCUGCCGGGACUAGUAAUCCUCAUCUGCUACUGCAUCAUUAUCUCCAAGCUGGCACGCGGCACCAAGGGCACCCAGAAGAAGAAGGCGCUGAAGACCACAGUGGUGCUGAUCGUCUGCUUCUUUAGCUGCUGGCUGCCGUAUUGCGCGGGCAUCCUGGUGGACACGCUAUUGACCCUGGAAGUUAUCCCCCACAGCUGCGAGUUGGAGCAAGGCCUGGAGAAGUGGAUCUUCGUCACGGAGGCGCUGGCGUAUUUCCACUGCUGCCUCAACCCGAUUCUGUACGCCUUCCUCGGGGUGAAGUUCAAGAAAUCUGCCCGCAGUGCCUUGUCUCCCAGCCGUGGCUCCAGCUUGAAAAUUCUCCCCAAGAAACGCGGUGGGAUGUCCUCCGUGUCCACGGAGUCUGAGUCUUCCAGCUUUCAAUCUAGUUAACGCAUCCACGUUUCAUCAAGAACUUUGCCACUGUAAAUAUUCCUUAUCCAUUCCCCUGGACAUUGGACAACGCUGAGCUCUGUAAUACAUCAAAAUGUAAAGGAGCUUUGACAGAGUGUAUUUGGGCUGAGCCCUGAGGCCAUUGAGUGGUCUUCUAAAGCUAUGUAAAUAUGAGUCCAGUGUCAGUAUUGAGUCGACAAACAAAUAUUGCUAACUGUACAUUGAAAGGUCUGAAUUCAGGGAUUUUUUUUAAUAAUCAGAACUGCCUGCAUACUGCAAUGUAUUUCACUGUCCCCAUACAUUUUAAUUGUUUAUUUCUCCCUGUUGGCACUUAUGGAAUGCCAUGCUCUUAUUUAUGACAUGAAUGGACUGAGUGCUUGAUGUCUAAAUUGUUUCAAAAUAGCUGCUUUAACGCAGAUCAUUUGUAAUAAACUGUUCGAAAUGUGAAA